AUGUAUGUCUGUCUUUCUUCUCUAUGUAUGUCUUUCUUACUUCCGCCCUGUCUUUCUCCUGACUCUCUUUCAUCCUUCCCUCUGUUAGUCUUCCUAAAUGUAUGUCUGUCUUUUCUUCUCUAUGUAUGUCUUUCUUACUUCCGUCUUCUUCUAAAUGUAUAUCUGUCUUUCUUCUAUAUGUAUGUCUUUCUUACUUCCGUCUGUUUUUCUCGUGACUCUCUUUCAUCCUUCCCUCUUCUUCUAAAUGUAUGUCUGUCUUUCUUCUCUAUGUAUGUCUUUCUUACUUCCGUCUGUCUUUCUCCUGACUCUCUUUCAUCCUUCCCUCUUCUUCUAAAUGUCUGUCUGUCUGUCUUUCUUCUCUUGUCUUCACUCGUCUGUCUUUCUCGUGACUCUUCAUCCUUCCCUCUUGACUCUCUUUCAUCCCUUCACUCUGUUAGUCUUCUAAAUGUAUGUCUGUCUUUCUUCUCAAUGUAUGUCUUUCUUACUUCCGCCUGUUUUUCUCCUGUCUCUCUUUCAUCCUUCCUCUGUUAG
This is a messenger RNA of Acanthosepion pharaonis, 531 nucleotides long. NCBI's taxonomy places the organism in Eukaryota, Metazoa, Mollusca, Cephalopoda, Sepiida, Sepiidae. The record is from the annotation of a GenBank genome assembly.